AAGCCCAGCCCCAGGCCCAGGCCCAGGCCCAGCCCCCAGCCCCCAGCCCCCAGCCCCAGCCCCAUUUACUGGGGGGGCCGCUCUGGAAAGGCGGGGUGAAGCAGGAAGGCCCGCAGAGAUGGGACUGUCGAGCUGGUCCUGGGCAAGCCUCUCGAAUCCGGGCACGAGGUGACUGCAGUGAAACUGUGCACUGGUCCAUUUGAAGAUUCUGAUCAAACCCUGCUGUCAUCAGGCCGUCUGUAAUAUACUCUGACAGCUCUCAGUCACAACACUCCGCCUUAAAGAAGAUUUAAACUCUGGUUCAGAUUCUUCACUUCACAUCCCUGAUUCCGGCAUCUCUCUGACUGAGAAAUUCUGUUCCUUAAGUGGGAGGAACACCUUGCAAGCGUUUAAACUAAGGAGAGUUUACUCGCCAAAUCCCCAGGACUGGAUUGUGAUUUGCUUUCUUGUCAUCUAAGGGAAUAUGGAUUGAGGAUGAUAUUAAUGCUGCCUGCCAGGUUGCCCGAAUUUCCCUGUCAUCUAACAGUAAACCAGUGGUCAGUGCAGACAUUGGAUGCAGCAAUGGAAACCAGAAUCUAAAAUCAUCAGAGAGCUCUCAGAAACCUUUUUUCUCAAGAGCAGCACACUUCACUGUGUUGAAUACCUGGUUGAAUCUUUCCAUAGUGUAAAAUAACGAGCUGCGGAUGCUGGAGAUCUGAAAACCUGUUUUAAUUUGUCCAUUCACUGGGCCAAACACAUUUAGAAGAAUUAUUCUCCUUGCCCACUCCAAGAACAGUGGAAAUUGGGAAAGUGUGGGAAAUGUUUAUCUCUGCGUCACUUUAAAAGAUGUGGAAAACGUGAAACAUGACAGCAGUAGUGUUUUAACAAGUUUGUGACAACUGUGACCAAAGCCACCUGGAAUCAGGGUGUAGGAUUUGUGAAAAAUUGAAGUUAUUUUGGUCCUUCACUGCCAUUAUUUAUUACAAAUUCUGAUUAAGUUUACAGCAGAUAGUUUGAAUUCAGUUUACUAAUGUGAGAUGUCAGUUUAUGUGUUGCUAAAUAUGAUGUGAUCAGUAUUACUGACUUAUCGAUCAGGUUUUGAUUUGAAUUGAAUCUGCCUGUGAGGCUGACUUCAUGUCCUUUAGAUGUUGCUUUGAUAUACUUUGUUGUGAUUAGGGAUUUUGUUUAGAAGCUAACUUCAGAGAUAGUCAGUGCUCAUGGCUUAGACUUACUACUCCAAGUGUUUGUGUCUGUUUUAUACCUGUUUACAGCUGAGAUGAAACAAGUCCAUUUUUAAAUUAUUUCCCUAAGAGUACCCGUGUGAGGUCUUUAUUUUGUGUGUGUCUCACUCUCAUUCUUUGCUGGUUUUCCAGCCCAUUCCAAACAAUGCGCUUCACUUCUCUGCUUCUCUUCUUCCGGCCUGCUCUGCCACUCAUCCUGGGACUCUCCUUGGGCUGCAGCCUGAGUUUGCUGCGAGUCUCCUGGAGUCAGGGAGAUGGGCAUGAAUCAUGUAUGGAUGCUGGGGACAGCAGGGGGCUGCCCCAUGAUACCAGUCACCUGGAGCCCAGAUUGGAAAACGGAGAGUUCAGUGACAACAAAGAGUAUGAACCCAGAAUUGUCCCUUAUUACAAAGAUCCCAACAAGCCUCACAAGAAAGUGCUCAGGACACGUUACAUUCAUACGGAGCUGGGAAUUCGAGAUCGACUCUUUGUUGGUGUCCUAACGUCUAAGGCUACCCUGAACACGUUGGCUAUCUCUGUUAAUCGAACCAUAGGUCACCACUUCAACAGACUGAUUUAUUUUACUGGCUUUCGCAAUACCAAGAUCCCACAUGGGAUGCAGAUAAUCUCCCAUGGAGAUGACCGGCCAGUCUGGUUGAUGUACCGGACCAUCCAGUACAUUUACGAGCAUUUUGGCAAUGAGUUUGAUUGGUUCUACCUGGUGCAGGACAACACUUACACCCAAGCUGAACGUAUCAAGUCACUUGUUUCUCAUCUAAGCAUCAAAGACCUGUACCUGGGUCGGGCAGAGGAGUUCAUCGGGGGUGACCCGGACUCCCGCUACUGUCACGGCGGUUAUGGUUAUGUGAUGUCGCGGAGUAUUCUUGUCAAGCUGCAGCAGUACUUGGACAGCUGUCGCAAUGAUAUCCUGAGUGUUCGGCCUGAUGAGUGGCUCGGUCGCUGCAUCAUCGAUUACAUUGGUAUCAGCUGCAUUGAUAAACACAAGGAUGUACGCUACCGCUCCUUUCAACUAGGCAAGAACACAGAUCCAGAUAAAGAAGACAGCACAGAGUUCAAAAAGGCUUUCACUGUUCAUCUGGUACCAGACCCCACACUAAUGUACCGCCUCCAUCGCCGCUUCAGUGAAAUUGAACUGGAGAAGACAUACAAGGAAAUCGAAGAGCUGCAGGUGGAAAUAAAGAACCUCAGUAAAUUGACACCAGAGGGUGAGGCUGGAGCCUCCUGGCCAAUCGGCAUCAACCCACCUUUUAAACCUAAAACUCGCUUUGAGGUUAUCAACUGGGACUAUUUCACAGAGGAGCAGAUUUACUCGUGUGUCGAAGGCACUCCGAAGUGUGAGCUCCGCGGCAUCAAUAAGGCAGACAUAAGCGACAUCAUUGAGACUGCAGUUCAGCAGCUCAACGAGAAGUACCAGCCCCUGCUACGUUUUCGCAAGAGGCAGCUUCUCAAUGGCUACCGGCGUUUUGACCCAACUCGGGGAAUGGAAUACACACUGGACCUAAUGCUGGAAGCCCACACCCAGAAAGGUUACAGCCGGACCAUUGCCAAGCGGGUCAGUCUACUGAGGCCUCUCAGCAAUGUGGAGAUCAUCCCCAUGCCAUAUGUGACCGAGGCCACCCGGGUUCAAGUCAUCCUACCCCUCACCGUGCAUGAGGAAGGCUAUGUGGGCAAUUUCCUGGAUGCCUACUCCAUGAAUGCCCUGGACAUGCAUGACAACAUGUUACUGACCUUCCUCUUCAUCUAUGACCCCUUUGAUGCCCAGCGCGUCAGUCAGAAUGAUGUGUUUGCGGGGGUGAAGUCCGCCAUAGCUGAGAUUGAAAAGCGUUACUCUGAUGUGAAAAUCCCAUGGAUUAGUGUCAAGACGGAUGUUCCUUCCCAGGUGAAGAUCAUGGACAUUAUCUCCAAGAAGCACCCCGUGGACACUUUGUUCUUCAUCGCCAGCGUCUGGACUGAGAUCAACGGUGAGUUUCUUAACCGCUGCCGCAUGAACACCAUAAACAACUGGCAGGUCUUCUUUCCCAUCCACUUCCAAGAGUAUAAUCCUGCUGUCGUCUACCGGGAGCAGCAGACCCCCUCCUCUGCCGAGUUCCUGAAGGAUGGCCAUUUUGACCGCCGGGUCUUUAGUGAGUCCUGCUUCUUCAACUCUGACUACAUGGCAGCUCGGACCAAGAUGGCUGCCGACAUCCUGGACAAUGACGAAAUGCUCGAGAGUAUGGAGGUGUACGAUGUGUUCAUCAAGUAUUCGAGCCUGCACGUCUUCCGGCCCGUGGAACCAGGCCUGGUGCAGAAGUACACCCACCGCACGUGUAACCCCCGGCUGAGCGAGGAGGUCUACCACCGCUGUGUGCUCAGCAACCUGGAAGGGCUGGCAUCACGCUCCCAGCUGGCCUUGGCCAUAUUUGAGCAAGAACAAGCCAACAGCACUUAGAUUUGAUUGUAGCAAGAAGUAUUUUGGUAAUCAUACACAGGAUUUGAUGUGGAGAACUGUUGGCUGUAGCCCAUUAGAGUCUCUGGAAUCUCCAUUUAAAUCUACUCCCCUUCAUGUAAAGGGUAGGGGUAAUCUGGUACUCUUCCCACCCCUAAGACCCCACACCAAAGCAAACAAUUGAGGCUAGGGAUCAAUCCCCAUAAUUUAAAAUCUAAGAUCAACAAAUUUAAACAAACUUAAUUAAAGUUUAUGCAGUUGCCUUCUAGUUAUAUCAGUUUUGUUUUAAUCCGUGACUUGUAACAUUAGUGGAACAGGCAUUCCCUAAGGUUGCUAGGUGGCCACAUUAAAUUCAGAAUCGAAGUCAAUGUGGGGCUUAUUUCAAGGUUUGCAAUAAGCCUUUCCACCAUUGCUAGGCAGAUGUGGAUACUGUCACUGAACUGCCUAUUGCAUAAAUGUUGCCUGUCAUCCAAUGCUGGCUUGCUUAUUUAAAGUUAAUGUAUAUAACUAGAGGAUUUCAUUACACCAUAAAGGUCAGCCAUGAUCCCAUUGAAUGUUGGGAUAGUUUCCUAGCUCGAAGAUCGCUGCUGAUCUGAAAGAUUUGGAAUUUUGGAUGAUUAUAAUCCAGCAAGGAAUUACUAGCUGUUCUCCGUUCUUUCCUUAUUUCCCAUCUGUACACUUCCUGAGCCCAAAUUCAGCCUGAUCUGCCUGUUUUUGAUUUUAGUAUCUUCAGGCUCACUGCAGUGCUGCAUCAUGGCCUUUCCCUAUUGCUGUUCUCAGCAUCUGAAUAGUUUGGAAUUGAACAGGAGCUGCUGCAUUCUCCAUUCCUAGCGUUUCUCAAUUUGAGCAAAGGCAUCCUCCAGGAAAACACCUAGCAUUAACCGGAGGGAAGAUUUAAUCAGACCAUUUGACAGAUUCCCCCUACUGAUUCAGCUAUCCUGCAAACUGUCUGAUUUUCAACAUAAAGAUCAGCCAUCAUUUUACAUUCCAUGAGAGCUUUAACAGGAGCACCUGACAGGAAGAGGUCAUUCGGCAUAGUCACUCAGUGGUUAGAGCUGCUGCCUUGCAGCGCUAGCCUUGGGAAACUAUCUGUGUGGCUUUCCUGCAGAUGCUCUGGUUUCUUCCCGUGGUCCAAACAUAUGCAGGCUAGGUGAAUUAGUCAUCAGAAAUACAGGGUUGCAGGAAUAUGGUAGGGGGGUGUGUCUAGGUGGAUACUGUUUGCAGCUUCAGUAUUUACUCGAUGGGCCGAAUGGUCUGCUUCCACGCCAGAGGGAUGUAUGAUUCAGCCCAUCCAGACCUCUAGCAUACUCUCUCCACUCUUUAGUCACAGAGACUACUCAUCCAUUUGAUUUCCUUGAGGAGAGUUCUGAGCUUUCAGUGGGAUGCAGAACAUUAACCGUUGUAACUGGAACACUUACCUGCAUUAGUCACCCUUGUUAGUGCUGAGCACUCCCCAUUGGUGUGAUGUACAGAAUAUUGUAACAUGGAACUAGGUCUCUUAACCCAGCAACAACAUAAAGCUCCUGUAGUUUUGAAGAAGAGUCAAAUUCAAAACAUUCACUGUUUUUCUCUCUGCACAGAUGCCACCAGACCUGCUGAGUUUCUCCAGUGUUCUGUUUUUAUCAGAUUUCCAGCAUCUGCAGUUCUUUGUAAAACUUCUGACCUUGUCCAAUCCUGUAAAACAGACAAUACCACGCGUGGUUUCUAGCUUUGACUUCUUAGAACAGUUGAAUUGAAUUGAUUAUCAUGUGUACCGAGGCACAGUGAAAAGCUUUGUUUUGCGAGCAAUACAGGCAGAUCAGAGUUAAGGAGCAUAAAUAAGUAAAUAAUAGGUAAACAGUGGCAAGAACAAAAACACAGGUACAAACUUAUUUGUUUGUUUAGUUUUAGUUGCCGGAGAAUGUGGCCCACUUUGCUGACCUACACUCACCCCACAGCCAGGAGACCCCAGUACUACCUCUGUCUCGACGCUGAGAAUCCCAGCUCUGGGCAUACCAUGCUGCUGCAGCAGCAACCACCUCACCAAC
Chiloscyllium plagiosum (whitespotted bambooshark) is the source of this 5672-nucleotide messenger RNA. Its product is annotated as chondroitin polymerizing factor 2, non-catalytic subunit. Gene Ontology annotation, cellular component: Golgi cisterna membrane. The record is from RefSeq and is a predicted model, not a curated record. Gene Ontology annotation, molecular function: glucuronosyl-N-acetylgalactosaminyl-proteoglycan 4-beta-N-acetylgalactosaminyltransferase activity. Lineage: Eukaryota; Metazoa; Chordata; Chondrichthyes; Orectolobiformes; Hemiscylliidae.